Molecule: messenger RNA, 1776 nt
Organism: Scedosporium apiospermum
Lineage: Eukaryota; Fungi; Ascomycota; Sordariomycetes; Microascales; Microascaceae
Exons: 6
Coding region: 1-1776 (591 amino acids)
Biological process (GO): regulation of mRNA splicing, via spliceosome
Cellular component (GO): nucleus
Molecular function (GO): zinc ion binding; mRNA binding
Source: RefSeq, a predicted model, not a curated record
AUGUCUUGGCGAAAUCAAGGCAUCACAGGUUCUAACAACAUCCCCUUGGGGAAGCGCCGAUUUGGCGGCGAUGACCUCGACGGCGCACCUGUCGAGGAUGGCGACCUCAAACGGGGCCGCAGCCCUGAGCGCAGGAGCGAGACCGAUGGACCGAAGCGCCGAAAGAAGCGAAAUCGAUGGGGUGAUGCCUCGGAGAACAAGGCUGCCGGCCUGAUGGGCCUCCCUACGGCCAUCCUGGCGAACAUGACCAGCGAGCAGCUCGAGGCGUACACUCUCCAUCUCAGAAUUGAAGAAAUUAGCCAGAAGCUCCGCAUCGACGAUGUCGUCCCAGCUGAUGGCGAUAGGUCCCCUUCCCCAGCCCCGCAGUACGAUAACCACGGUCGCCGUAUCAACACUAGGGAAUACCGAUACCGCAAGCGCCUCGAGGAUGAGCGCCACAAGCUCAUCGAGAGGGCCAUGAAGACCAUUCCUAACUAUCACCCACCCCAGGACUAUCGCAGACCCACCAAGACCCAGGAGAAGGUCUACGUGCCUGUUAACGAUUAUCCCGAGAUUAACUUUAUUGGCUUACUCAUCGGCCCUCGUGGCAACACCCUCAAGAAGAUGGAACAAGACUCUGGCGCCAAAAUCGCUAUCCGCGGCAAGGGCUCAGUCAAGGAGGGUAAAGGCAGGUCUGAUGCCGCCCAUUCCAGCAACCAGGAGGAGGACUUGCACUGUCUCAUCAUGGCCGACACGGAGGAAAAGAUAAACAAGGCCAAGAAACUGAUUCACAACGUCAUCGAAACGGCUGCAUCUAUUCCUGAAGGACAAAACGAGCUCAAGCGUAACCAACUGCGCGAGCUUGCUGCCCUCAACGGAACGCUCCGAGAUGACGAGAACCAAGCCUGCCAGAACUGCGGUCGCAUCGGCCACCGCAAGUAUGACUGCCCUGAUAAGCCCAACUACACGGCCAGCAUCAUCUGUCGUGUUUGCGGUAACGCUGGCCACAUGGCUCGAGACUGUCCCGACCGACAGAAGGGUGCUAGCUGGCGUAACGAUGGCGGAUACGGCCGUGGUGGCGGUGGUCGUGGAGGCGAUGCCGUCGACCGAGAAUAUGAGCAACUCAUGCAAGAACUCGGCGGAGGUUCUGGUCCCCCAGCCAGGAUCGAAGCCGGUCCAAGCUCGAGCAAUGGUCCUUCAGACGGUGCCAAGCCUUGGCAGCAGCGGGGUCCGCCUGCCGGUGGACCGAGCGGCGGUCCUGCUCCCUGGCGCAUGCGACGGGAGCAAAACGAUUCUGGAGAAGGCGACGGCUCUGGUCCUGGCUCUGGCUCUGCCGCUCCUUGGGCCCGCGAUCGUGAUCGCGAUAGGGACCGAGACCGGGACCGAGACCGGGAUCGCCCCCGUCGUGACGACUACCACAAUGGAGGCUAUGGCGGUGGUGGUGAUCGCGGUGAUCGCUAUUCUAGCUCGGGCAACGGCUACGGCAGGCCGCCUGCCCCUCCUGGAGCGGCCCCUUGGCAGCAAGCCCCCGGCACCUCUCAGAGCGCGUAUGGUGGCUAUCCUGGAUAUGGUGGUUACGGAGCGCCUCCAGGCAUGUCCGGCGCCCCUCCCGGCCUUCCCCCUCCACCUCCUCCGGGCGGCGUUCCUGGAGCCCCUCCCGGCCUUCCAACGGGCAUCAACGCCCUCAUCCAACAAUACUCCGGCGGUGCUCCCCCGCCGCCCCCUCCCCCUCCUUCGGGAGAUGCGCCUCCUCCACCUCCUAGCGACCAGCCUCCUCCGCCGCCCCCUCCUGCUUGA